UCAGCUCCGCAGCUGCUGUCACUGCCAGUCCGGGCGUCGACCGCGCCGCCCUCCCGCAGCCAGUCUCUCGUACUCGCUCUGGCUCUGCGCGUCUAGCGGAUGGCCUUGCCCUUCCUGGCGGAGGCGUGUGGACGAAAUGCAGGGAGGCUUCCUCCGCCGUUAGUCCGCCAGCACUGCCAUUCAUUGCCAGUCUGACCGCGGUCCCUCUUCUAUCGGGAGCCGGUGUCGGCAGGCCCCAUCCUCGGGGAGCCGCUGGAGUUCUCCUUGGGUCUGGGAGCCGAGGGGGAUGGAGUACUGACCCGCCUCAGCACCCACCGUUCUGGAUGUGGGAAGCCUGUUCUAAUUAAAGGUCUUGGCCUAAAACGUCGAUUGGGUUUUUCCCCCCCAAAGAUGCUGCUGACUGGCUGAGUUCCUCCAGCGCCUUUGUGUGUUGCUCCAGAUUUCCAGCAUUGGCAGUCUCUUGUGUCUCUCCUAAUGGUUCAGGGAAAAGAAGCCCAGCCUAUUCAGCCUGAAGUCCUCCACCCCAAGCAACAUCUUUCAUCUCCACUCAUUCCAGAGCAGUCACAUACUUCAUACGAUGAACUCCAUCGUGUGAAGUCCUAAUGUUGUCGAACCCCCAGUGGUUUGUGAGGCUGCAACAUAAUUGCUAAAUUCUGUGCACUGACCUGUGAAGGUAGAACACAGAACAGUACAGCAGAGGAACAGAGCUUCUACCACAUAACGUCUGCACCGAACACGAUGCCAGUACUGGAAUGACAAACAAUCUUGAAUCUUGAAUAUGCAAUUAAAAGGGAAGCAGAGCCCUUUAAUGGAUCAAUUCAAGGCUGGCAGAAUGAAGCCCUGCAUGUUUUUACAGUUUAUGUUUUUGGUCCUCUCAUUAUCCGGAUGUGAUCCCAUUUUUGCUCAAAACAGUGAUUCGUGUGGCUCCAUUUCUCCCAGCAGACUGGUUGCAAAUGUUGGCUCAAGCCACAACAUAACCUGCUCAUUUUGUGAAGCUGGAGCAGCUGACAAGGUACAAUGGGUAUAUGGUGGCAGUCCACUCACCAGGAGCCAAUUCACUAAGAUCAACUCCAGUGCCAGUGUGGCAACGUUGAUUAACCUUGGCCUAACCAGCAGACAAGGAGAGAAUCUGACAUGUGUUUCUGAAAAGGAGUCUAACAUCAUGUUAGUUCAAACUGGAUAUCCUCCAGAUGCCCCUCGGGACCUGAAAUGCAUAACUCAUAACUUCACUAAAAUCAACUGUUCAUGGAACCAAGGAAGAGACACAAAUAUAGAAACCAGCUACAUCAGCUGUCUCAAGUCAUCAAAUAACUGCACAAAUGUGGGAAAGGCUAACUUUGUUGAAUAUGAUUUCUUAAUAUUUAACACCAUGAUGAUACAGAUAACCGCUGUUAAUGUACUGGGAAGAGAGACAUCAGAGGAAUUCACAGUGAUGGAAAGCGAUAUAGUGUUCGUACCUUACACACCGGAACUUCGCAGAGUUUUCCAAGAUCCGUCCAACGACAAGGUGGCGGUGGUGCAAUGGGCUGAAGGGGGUGAAAUUUAUGGUCUUAAUUUGAAGAUGAUUUUCCAAAUCCAAGUUCUCAGAGCAUACAAGAUGGAAGAGGUCUGGGUGGGGAAUUACAGUAGUACCUUGGAUUUUACCUAUAACAGGAUGCUGCAGUUGACUUGGACAUCAGACACGCCUGUCCAGUGCACAUCCUACUUGGUGAGAAUCCGCUCUAUUGGUGAUGACAAUAAAUACCAGUUUGCUGGGAAAAGUGCGUGGAGUGAAUGGAGCCCACCAUUAAAACUUGAUGGCCGGGAUGUGACUUACCAGACUGGGUUUGAGUUCUAUCCCCCAGAUUCAACUGUUCUGGAAGCAGGUUCAAGUCCAGUGUUCUGCUGUGUGGUUGGUAAAGGAAAUCGCAUCCUGAAUUUGACUUUUGACAACUACAGGUCCACAGUCAUCAAAUUAAGUGACAGGAGCAUGGCCGUCAGUGCGCAGAAUAUCACUUCGUCAAGAGAAUCUGGAGCAAAUGUUUUGUGCACUACAAUUUCUGGUUCUCUUAGUGGAGCAACUGUAUUUAUUGGCUAUCCACCUGAUACACCAAAAAAUGUCAGCUGUGAAACUCGCGAUUUACAAACGAUGAAUUGUACGUGGGAACCAGGAAGACCUACUGAACUAGUUGCAGAGCGUGGGACAAUCUAUAGUCUCAACAUUGGGUCAUCACAGAACUCCCUUCCAUGUGUGGACGCUUCAAAGCUGUGUCCCGAAUACUGGUGUAGUUUUCCCAUUUCAAAUAGGAGUGCUAAAACCAAUGUAUCGAUACAUGCAAAAAACCCACUAGGGAAAGCACUGACCAGUUUAAUUGUGGAUGUGACCCGUGUCGUUCACCCCUUUGCUCCUCAUCAGCUGAAAGAGGAAAAUACAACAUCAGACAGCAUAACUCUGACCUGGAUGGAUCAAAUUCAUUAUACAGGCAUUGACUUGCUUUGUGAGGUGGUGAUCCAAGAUGAGUCUGGGCAAACUAUGUCACUUAAUUGUUCUGUGCAUGGAAAACCAACAAAUGCACAGCAGAUGAUAACACUAAAUAAUUUACAACCCAACACGGAGUAUUCUAUCAGAGCUCGAUAUUCGUCUGUACAGUUUUGGAAAUGGAGUGAAUGGAGCAACGUUGCAGUGGUCAGAACUAAGGUUGCAGCACCAUCAGUGAGCCUGGAUGUAUGGAGAACAGUUCUGCCAAACCGCACUGUGAUCAUUUACUGGAAGCCACUGUCAGCCAAGGAUGCAAAUGGUCCAAUUUUAUUUCAUAAUGUAACUUGGUCAAAAAUGGAAAGUGCUUUGAUUGAUAGCACUCGUGUCCAUGGAACAGAUGUACGAGUUCACCUAGACCAAGCUGGCUACAUUAUCACUGUUGUGGCUCAGAACAAAGCAGGAACAUCAUUGCCUUCUGUGAUCAAGAUCCCUCCAGAGCAAGAUGUUGAAAAUGUGGCCCUUGGGAGAAUUGCUGGUUUUGGGGAUGGAUUCAGUGUGACUUGGCCCAAGCACCAGACUGAGAGCUGUGGUUAUACUGUACAGUGGUGUGAGUCCUUGAGUUUGCCUGUGUGUAAGGUGAAUUGGCGUAAAUUUCCUUCAAAUACAACAGGUGCCACUAUAAAAUCAGAAGCCUUCCAGUCUGGUGUGCAGUACAGCCUUGAGGUGUAUGAGUGCAGGGAAGAUGGGGAUCACAUUCUGAAGAAGCUGCUUGGCUACACACGGGAACUAGCCCCGGCCGUAGCUCCAAAAGUGAUGAUCAACAAAACCACUGGAGAUUCAGUGCAGAUCAAGUGGAAAAGCAUUCCUUUGGAGAAGCAACGCGGGUUCAUUGAGGGGUUCAAGAUUUAUUACAGUAAAUUUCGCAAUAGCUCAACAGCAAACAAGCCAGCAAAUUUGGGCAAUGAGUCGGCUAAUGUCGUCCUUCAUCCUGACAAGCGGGCAUUCAAGAUCUUGGGCCUUGAACCAGGAACCACAUACAAAAUUGGAGUAAGAGCAUUUACCAAAGGAGGGGACAGUCCCAGCGAUGCAGUCACCGUAACCACGCCAAACAGCCCUAUCGCCUUGAUCCUCGGGAUUAUCUUGCCACUGAUCGGAUUUAUAGUGCUUGCCGUUGUCCUCAGUAUCUUCUUUUACCAAAAGCAAGAAUGGAUCAAAGACACAUUUUAUCCUGAUAUUCCUGAUCCAAUGAACAGCAAAGUUAUCCGGAAUGGAAGCUUUCUUCAGGGAGUCAAUUUAUGUAAAACCCUGGAGCCGAAAGACUGCACACCCAAUGAAGUGCAGGUUGUUGAAGGCAAACCAAUCGAAGCAGACGGUAAUACCUGCCUGAAGAGAGAACAGGAUGAGGUCAUAUUGGAGGAUAACUCUGAAAAUGAGAUUCAGGAACAUGGCGUCCUGUCAUACCAGCAAAGUAGCACAUCGAUGGAACUGUCAGGGGAGCCAAAUCCAGCGUUCGAAGCGGCAGCCCCAUUAAUGCCGUGUGUUUACCCCAGUGAAGUAACGUACACCAGUAUACGGGGCCCCACCCUGUUCCAACAGGAGACGGAAGGGGCAGAUCAGAUGGAGGAUGAUAUGGACGUCAUCGUCAAGUCGGGCUAUCAGCCCCAGGUCCAUUUAGCCACUAAUCCUACGCUGCACAGGCGGCAACCUGACCUAACACUGCAUGUCAAUGGCUAUCAGCCUCAGAUGCAUAACAAACCCCGCACCCUUGAUACCGGAGAUUUGCCACCGUCGGAACCUGAAUCUGUUGGCAGCCCGACCUCCAUCAAUUCCCAAGCUUUCUUGAUUCCAGAGAAUAUGUUGGGGGAUGAACUGAAACCCAACGGCAAAAUGUGGUCUCUUCCCUUCUUCCAUUCCUGAAUGUCUUCAAGCUCCUACAGUUCCUCUGACCUCAGCUGGGGGAGGGAGUGGGGGGUGAGAUGGGAACAGAGAGCCCCAGUUUUAAACCGUCACUGUUAAUCUUUGCUCAGUGGGAAUCUCCUCCGUCCCUCAGCAGUGCAGAGUGAGAAAGUCCACGUUAUGGCUGUUUUCCAAGGUUCCCAGGGGCCUGAUGUAGAUGGAGGAACAGAUUCCUUAGUGAGUCUCUGAACACAACCAGACUGAGGUUCUGUUAGUCGUGUGGGUUAAAUGACUUGCUCGUUUUCCAGUGUAGACACCAGCACGAGACUGCAGAUGCUGGAACCUGGAAUAAACACCAGAGACUCAUCCAUUUCCCCAACACAGAGUUCCUCCAGUCUGUUGCUGCUGCUGCAAUGUUCUGUUCAAUGCUGUUAGAUUGUAAUCAUAUUUCUAUAUAACCUUUAGGAGAUGUGCGGUGGUUUUGCCUGGUGAAUGCAGCAUUCUGAGGGAUCGUUGUUCUGAUUUAUUUAGAGAUACAGCAUGGAACAAGCCCUUUGAGCCCCGCCAACAACUGAUUUAGCCCUAGCCCAAUCACGGGAUAAUCUACAAUGAUCAAUCAACCUACUUUGGAGUGGGGGGGGGGAGACGUGCAUUCCGUGGGGUGAUGUUCAAACUCCUUACAGAUGAUGCCGGGAUUGAACUCCAAACUCGAUGUCUUGAGCUAUAAUAGCAUUGCACGAACAGUUAUGCUACCUUAGUAAUCUGAAUGGUGUUUCCAUUCACCUUCUGUGGGAGGUGUCAGAUUGUCAGUGGGAAGAGUAGGCCGUUUGGAAUUAAACACAACAGGUUUCUUGCAAUAUUACAGCUCCAAUCACCCCAUGAAGUGCUAGCCAGCUUCAGUAGCUGAACUGAUGUGUGUGACAUGGCAAAUUGAACUAAACUUUGCGACUCAACAUUCACAGCCUCUAUGUCCACCGACCCCCAUGUCACAUCCAAAGGCAGCAGAAACCUCACACCCUCCGGGAAGGGAACUCACCCUUGAGUGUAUAAAUAUUCUGGCUUGCAGCUGAUUGUAGUGGAGAUUGGGGGAUCUGAACAGAAUUGUUCUGCCGACUGAGCUGAUAUGCAAUCACCCUGGUCCUGCUUUUGUUCCAUUUAUCAAAAGCUGUGUGCUUCAUGGUCAAGGCUUUGCUUCAGAGUGCAGUAAGAUGAUGCAAAGAUCAUCUGUAGCAAACUUAAAUAUCCUCUGCCAACCAUAAACAACUGUUUCAAACUCGAAAGGAGGCUGUGAUCACUGGAAUUGUUCACUCCGCACUUCCAAUGGGAAGGACAGACUCUGACUUUCCCCUGGAAAAGUGGGAGGUGAACUUGAGUACCGUUUGUGCACUUGCUGACGCCUCUGAUUUACUACAGACCAACUCUGUGAUACCAGAAGCAAGAGCAGUGAGGGUGUAGAGUAACUGGGUAAAAUAUUCACAGCUCCAGAGAGUGGGAUGUAUCAUUCCUGUGAUGUACAUCUGGAGUCGGUACGGAUGUUUGCUGUAAAUAUGUAAUGUCAGCUUGAUUAUUCAAUUAUCUUAUAAAUUACUGAAUAUAGUACUGCAUAUACCUAGAUUUCCAAUCAACAAUAACCAUUUGCCUUUUCUGCAGUGUUGAAAGUGCAUGGUGAAUACAGACAGUGUGGAGAGUUACAGCUGUACUGAGUCUGUUAUGUCAUUUGUUGCAACCAAAGGAGAGGCUUCUCUACCAGAGGGCCAGAAGAGCUCAGCAUUUGUUAUAGAGCACUAUAGCAGAGACAGGCCCUUUAGCCCAUUUAAUCUAUUCUGUCUAGUCCCAUCAACCCAUACCCCUCCCCCUAAAUCCAUGUACUUAUCCAAACUUCUCUUAAAUGUUGCAAUCAAACCCACAAUCACCACUUCCUCUUGACAGCUCAUCCACACUCUCACCACCCCGAGUGAAGCAGUUCCUCCUAUGUUCCCCUUAAACACUUCACCUUUAGUUUAGUUUCUCUGAACCUAUACCCAUAUCUAAUCACCCCUCAUUUCCUAACUGAUUCACCCUUAUAACUCGGGUCCAAUAAGUGUUCAGUAUUGAGGGCAGAUAAAAAUUAAGUUUUUGAUGCUCACUCAUCAGCUGAGUAGAUGCCCAUGAGAUCCAUGAAAAAUUUUAUCCAAAAUUGGCCAGAGGUAGAAAGGAAUGUACACAAUGAGCAGUGUGAAAUUGAAUGGUUGUCACGUCAUGAUUUAGACACGAUUAGGUGAGCGGUGGACCAUUAACAGAUGGGCAGAUUGGAAUGCAGUGCUCAGCGGAUAGGUAAAGAAAUACACCAGUGUAAAAGGUGGAAAGUUGUGGAGGAGAGGUGGCUUUCAGUGCAUAUUAACAUGCAGGGUAAAUGGUCGAAACAUUUUCCCUUGGUAGCUGUAUCACACAAGAGUUUUGUUAACAACUCAAGGAUGUUCUGGCGGGCAGCCUGCAAGUGUCACCCCACAUUCCAGUCCUACAAUGUUCACCAGAAGGAGGUUUAAAGAUCUGAGGAGUUGGUUUUUAUUCCAUGGAACAUGGUUAAUACUUGGAAUGUAAAUCUGAUUCAGUGCUACAUGUAGGCACUUGAAUAGACAAAUGUAGAAUGCAGUCAAAUGGCCAUAGAGAUUGGUGUGACCAAGGGGCACGUUUUCUGUAUAUUCAGAUGCUGGGAAGGUUUACUGUAGAGCUGUUCACCUUGGAGCGGUAAGUACAGACAUUUGCAGAAUGUACAGAAUCACAACAGAUUUACAAGCUGUUCUCAUCCUGGAUGACUGAAGUACCAAGCCACUUGUAUAUGUCUAAAUUGCUCCUCGUGGUUGGUAAAUCAGAUGUUCACACCGAUAGUAAAUAUACUCAGGGCUGCAGUGUUACCAUUGUUUAAUUACAUCAUCUGUCCGCAAACUCAAGGAUGUUCCUGUCAGUGAAGAGCUUUGGAAUUGUAACUAGUUUGAAUUUUUUUUCUAGAAAUGAGUUCCAAACUUACACUGUUGCAGUUUGUUGUACAUUGCUGUUGCAGUGGGUAUUAAACUUUAACUUUGCUGUUCUACAUGAGCUGCAAUUUGCUUAUUAUUGUUUACCCCUGAAUUUACCUUUUAAUAGACCCAAAGGAAGUCAACUUAGAGGUUGCCUCAUGAUUGGGAAUUCCCCUGCACUAGAGACAUUCUCUGAGCUAUCUGGGGAGGAGAGACCUUCAAAAUGUGUUUUUUGUUUGUGACACUGAUUUCAUUACUGAACUCCAAUCUCUGCAGUAGCUGUUUGAAGUAGUUUGUCCAGUUAAUGUGAAACCCACUAUUUUUGUUACUUUCCUGUUGAGUUAGGGAAGAAAAAUUGUACAGCAUUUACUUGAUGACUUAACCAUUUUACAUAGGGAAGUUUUUUUUUACCCACACUAAGCCAGAUCUUUCAGUUAGGUGGUAUUGAUCUGGAAGUUGUAUGUAAUUAAAUAUUACUAUCAGGAAUUUAAUCAGAUAGCUUUGUUUUAAAAUAGAUUUUAUGUAGCACAUUAAUAAAUCAGUUAUUUUUUUACACAUGGAAAAAAUACAGGAGACCUCAGGAGUCCAGAGUAAUCUGGCAAAUUCUGCCAGUCUGACCAGUUUCAAACAGAUGUACCCAGGAUGAAAAUGUUAUUCUAUAAUUCUAUGUAUAAUAUAUUCAGUAGCAGUUAGCCUGUUGUAUGAAGGCAAAGUACAGGGUUAGUGAAUAUCUAUUCUGCUGCUAUUGCUCAGUCUAAUAACGUCCAAGAGGCAAAGACUGACAAACUUAGCACCUUUAUCUUGAUUAAUCUCUGUGUAAACCAAGACUUGUAUUUCUUCCCUCUUCUGAAUAUGCAGCCUUGGGGACAGAUCAAGAAGCUUUUUGUACCUCAAAUGGACUGUUUGAGGCCCCUUGACAUUAGUUGCAAGGUAUUUGAAGUGAGGAGUUAUUGUCCUGAACUUAUUACACUACAACUUAAAUAAUGUAACACUUACCUGUAACUGCUGGAAUUUUCUUUUAAAUAAAAGGUUUUAAUUAUUGCCAUGAUAUGUAUUCAGUGUGUUUAAUACCACAGCCAUUGUAAGUAUAAUUUAGAAAGCUGGACUUCUCAUUCUGUGAUAGUAAUGGGUCUAAAAGUCCUUAUUGAUUGUCAUAAUACAACAUGAAGACUGCUGUCUGAUUAAGGAGGGCUGUGCAGAGGCUGGUUACCCCU
Molecule: messenger RNA, 8564 nt
Organism: Mobula hypostoma (lesser devil ray)
Lineage: Eukaryota; Metazoa; Chordata; Chondrichthyes; Myliobatiformes; Myliobatidae
Gene: lifra
Product: LIF receptor subunit alpha a
Exons: 25
Coding region: 779-4375 (1198 amino acids)
Biological process (GO): cytokine-mediated signaling pathway
Cellular component (GO): membrane; external side of plasma membrane; signaling receptor complex
Molecular function (GO): cytokine receptor activity; cytokine binding
Source: RefSeq, a predicted model, not a curated record